GUAUUUAUACCGAUCUUCGUUUUGCAUGGCUUUUCUGUGUCUCUAUGCUUUCUCGGUUUUAUACUUCUCACUGAAAGGAACUGACGGUGGGCAUUUUCAGUGUGAACCACUGAGGGAUCAAACGUGCUUCGGAUCACGUUUAGAUUACAACUUCACAACGUUAGAUUUAGUGACAGAUUCUGAUACUCAGCUGGACGUUGAGGAAAAUUUAAAGAAAUGGGAAGGAUUGAAAUUCUUAUCCAAGUGCUGGUCGGUUCUUCAGCCACUUCUGUGUCAAGUUUACAAGCCGCAAUGCUUCAAUGAUAACGUCACAUUGCCCUGUAGGGAACAGUGUCUUGCUACUCGGAAGCCGUGUUCUGUAGUCGAACGCUACAAAGAACAAUGGCCAGAUUUUUUACAGUGUGAACGUUUCCCUGUUGGAAACUGCAAGGGCGGUUCGGUAAGUUGAAUAGUAUGAUAGUACAGUAAAACAUAACUUUUCCGAUAUCCAGCCCAUGUUCGUAUUAAAAAAAAUGCGGUUGAUAUUUUAGUUGAUUGUCUAACACGCACAGACGACAGAUGUCAUGUAUAUAAAAUUGUUUUACAAUUUCAUGUAACCCAGUCAGCAUAGGGGGGCAUUAUGAUACGUGUCCCGUUUUGGAAUUUGCCCCCGACGAGCCUCUUCCCUGAAUUGUUACAACAUUCUGGAUUAAAAAGAAAAUGUGUCAUCUAAAAACAACUGAAUCGACUUUCAAUAAGAGUACACAUGAUGGAUUGUUAGUGAUAGCAGGCUUAAGGCUAGUACUAAUCUGGGCUUCACCUAAAAAAUCAUCUGCCAUUAACGAUAGCGAGGUAACAGAAUCAAGGAGGGAAGACGAAAUAAAGUGUUUACUAUCAACAGUUCAGUGCAUACGAGCAUUCAUCUGAGUACUUUCAACGUCCUCUCAAGGACUUAACUGAGCUGACCCAUAUUGCAACGGGGAAAUUUGUACCUUAUUAGCUUUAUAGCUGAUUAUUCAAAAUCGAUAUACCACUUUAGAUAAAUGUUGUUCACCUGAACUUAAUAUACCUAAGAGUAUCAAUGUGAAGAACACUAACACUGAGAUCUUGAAAGUUCUAGAAUAUAUUACAAACUGAUAUCUUGUAAUUUAAAUGAAGAACUAAUGGAAUCUGACUGACACUGUUGGUGGUCUGACCAAAUGUCUCUAUGUCUUGUGUCCAAGGUCAAUUGCUCUUUCAAUGGCCUGAGAAAACACAUUGCAAAUUCUAUUAAGAAAACACAAAGAUAUUACUCCAGGGUGAGAAGAUAUAUGAAUUUUGUGUUUAAGUGGGAAAGACAAUAUCUCAUAAGAGAGAGCGCAGCAAAUGAGAGAGAUAUUAUUCAUGCCAGGGGAUAAUAAAAUUCAUAUUUUUAAGCUAACAUGUAAUUUUCUUUUUGUUGCUUGGUAAAGAUUGAAAAGCUGCCUUUAAUACAAAUACUGGGUAUUAAUAGAAACAAAUACCAGUGCUGAAAUUAAAAAAGCUUUACAUAUAACACUGUAGUUUAGGCCAAAAUACAUGUGAACUGGUUUUAUAGGCUUAGUGAAAAUUUGGUUCUGACUCUGAUGUUCUGACUCUGACUCUGACUAAAGCAUUCCCUUAUCCUGGUUCUUAGGGUAUCAGGUAAGUGGCAGCAGGAGAUGUGCUGGAGCUCAGUACAAACUUCUGUGCGGCCCACCAUUACUCUACAAAAGAUAGCCUGUUCCUGACUCCCAGUCGGUGGAGAUAGGGAAGGAUCUGGUAAAGGGGUAAUUGGUGAUUGUAGUUGUCUUUUCGUUACCCAACCCCUUGCAUUCAUUCUGAGUCUGCCUUUUAGCACAUUUACAUGAAGCAAGAACCACUCAAAGGCCAAGUAAAGGAGUCUGCCCCAUUGGAAGUAUCCAAUGAACCUAAACUCCAAAAUUGAAUCAAGAUUAUAAAUGAUAUAAAAAAGAUAAAGAGAUACUUAAAUUGCAGUUAACAUUGUUCAUUAUUUAUAUCUAUCAGGUAACUGAACUUCAGCUAAAUGAGUCAGCUUGCAAGAGGCCCUUAGUGGCAACAAAGCACGAGUCCAGUUGGUAUGAGGGAAUUGAGGGGUGUGGUAUCCAGUGUGAAAACCCUAUAUUUACCACUGAAGAGCACACAAGAAUUCACAGAUUUGUGGGAGCAUUUGGAAGUUUGUCAUUUACAUGCAGCCUUUUCACAAUGGUACCUUAGUUCUUCUCUAUUUUCUUGAAUUUUGUUCUGUUAAAUUCAUGCAAGUUUAUCUUUUAAUUACAACUGUACAUCAAUCUCCCCUAUUCCACAGAUUACAUUUCUUAUUGGCUGGAAGUCACAGAAUCGAUAUCCAUCAGUUAUUCUCUUUUAUAUGAACACUUGCUUCUGUGCAGCAUCUAUGGGUUUUCUCAUCCAAUUUGCUGAUGGGGCCAGAAACCGCACAGUAUGUCGGGAGGAUGAUACUAUGAGGCUUCAGGAACCAGGGUAACUCUUUACAUUGUGAUAAGGUGGUAAGAUUUCUUAACUGAGUCGGAGAUCAGACAAAGGGUGAAGUCUGUGGUUGAGCUUAAUGGGCCCAUCCAGCUGGAGUUUAUCCCACUUUCUUUUGCUUGGAAUAAUAAGGAGUAUCGCUAUGUCCUUAGGAUGGGAUGCUUGUCCAUUAUAUAGGAGGGCCAUGCGGGGAAAUAUUAAGGUCUAGGUCAUGACAUAAUGCAGCAAGAUUCACACUGAUAUUAUUGGACAGUAAGAUCUUUGAUUGACUCCAAGUACCCUAUCAUUGUUCAGAACCUUGUAUAAGUUCUCUAAAAAUUGAAAACAUCACAGUAAUGUUUUAAAAUUGCUUCCACAAACAAUACCUGGUUUUUUUUUUUUUUUUUAAUCUUUUUUUUCAGUGAGAAUGACUGUUUCCUGUGCAUUCUAACCUUUGUUCUUGUGUACUACUUUUCAUUGGUGGGAGCCCUGUGGUUUGUCAUCUUGGCAUUUUCCUGGUCCAUCUGUUUUAAGUCUCUGGGAAGCACCAGAGAUAACUUUGCUGGGAAAGUGGUUUAUUUUCAUGCAAUAGCUUGGUUAAUUCCUCUUACUUUGGCAAUCGGUACUCUUGCUAUGAAACAGGUAACAAUUUGGCAGACAAAAUGUUAGAAAUGACAUUGCUGAUAAGGCUUGGUUGAAAAAAAUGUCUAAAUAAUUGAUUUGAAAAAUAAAGAAAUGACAGUCAAGCAUCCUAGUCUCUCAACCCUCGAUUCACAGACUGGGAGUGGAGCAAAAUCUCAUCAAAAUUUUAAAAUUGCAGUUAAAACCAACAAUGUUACUGUGAGGCUGUAACAAAUAAAUCACUUCAACUUAAAAGUUCAUUUUUCAAGUCUGAUACUGUAAGAACUCAUAUGAUUUAUGAAUCUUAAAAUGGAAUUUUGAAAUUGGGUAGGAAUCAGAGCGAUAUCACAUACUGGCCAAGUGUUCUUUUUUUUUCAUGACAAUACAUUUUCUGAACAAAUUUUUUAAGCAGAUGUCUGGUUACUUUUGAUAGCAAGUAAUUUCUUGUUGCAUUGAAAUUAAAGGUUGAUGCAAACUCUUUGAGUGGAAUCUGUUUUGUUGGUUACAAGAAUCCCAAUAUGAGAGCCAUCUUCCUAUUGGUGCCAUUAGGUCUUGAUCUGCUUAUAGGAGGGAGCUUUUUAACACAAGGUUGGUCAUCAACUCACUGAAUCAAAGUAUGUGAUAUUUUGAUACCAAGCAUGGCCUACUUGUCUAAGUUCUCUUUGUAUUUACUAUUAUUAUGGUCACAUAUCUUGUAACUUUUGUACCAUACAUCCACUGUGUUCUACUUCUUAGCUCCCAUAACUGUAUUUAUACUAAUUUCAUUUCUUGAUCUUAGGUCUUGCAACUCUGUGUAAGCUUCGCAGGGCAAAUCCUAAUUUUCUGAGCCACAGAGCUGCUCAUAAAAUCAAAGAAACUAUCAUGAGAGUUGGUGAGUGAAGGGUAAUCUUAUCACAUAGGCACUUUCUCUGAAAAUAUUCCAAUUCAAACAAAAGAACUACCAACAAUAACCAAAACCUUUGUAAUAUGAAUUAAAAAAACUAUAUCAAGAACUUUCAGAUCAUCAAUAUCGGAGCAACUGCACACCUACUCCUCUCCUAGCCCAACAUUAACCCUAACUUGUUAUUAGAUAAUUGUUGUUGGGUUAGGGAAGGGGCAGGUGCACAGUUUCUCAGACAUUGACAUUGACAUUGAUCUAAACUUCCAACUCAAAAUGUAACUUGGUUAAUGAGGGUAGCAAAGAGGGGAAGGGGGGGAAAGGAGAUCCUAAUCAGGUAUCUCUUGUGUAACCCUUUGCUACCCUACCCUUGUUGGUCUUUCCUUUGAUUAGGAUUCUUUGAUUCCUGCUGAUUUAAGUGACCCUGAGCUUAAGCCAUGUUAUAUUGAUAAAAAUUAUGUUAUGGUAAAACUCCACAGGUGUAUUUUCUUUUAUUUCAUUUUUGACGGUAUUUACAACCUUUGCCUGCCAUGUGUAUGAAUAUCACAACCAAAAAAUUUGGGAGGAGAGCUACAGAGAUUUUGUAAGGUAAGUAUUAGUACCUAGUUCUACUGAUUUUUAGGGAGGUGAUUUUAAACUUUGAUAAAUGUUUCUGUUCUGUAGAAAGUUAAUUGGUGCUCUGGUAAUCAACUAUGUGUUUUCAAGAACUGUCACAGUAUCUUUUUUCGGUUAUUUUGUUUUAAUUUGUUAACUUUCAUUCUCCCUCUUUUUUUUCUUCUCAUUUUUACUAAAUUUUGUAAUAAAACCAAGUACAAUAAAAGUCAGACUGAUUUGGCAAAUUAAAAAAUAUAUUAAAAAAAUAUCCAGAAACAGUCAUUGUACAUCUAACCACAUAAGGUGAUAUUUCACAUUAGUUGGGUUUAUGUCCCUGAAGCAUGGCAAAUGUGGCUCAUAGUUCUACUCUUGAAAUAUGUUGCAAGAGUAUUGAAUGACAUUUCACUUCUUAAAACUUCCAAUUCUGCCUUAAAAAGCUCAAGUGCAUCAAGUAAAUUUCUGUAAUUAUUUUCAAUAAAUUUAUAAGGAAGUAAUGCUUUUUUUGAAAAAUGAAUAAAUCAACCCUUUAAAUCCCAUGAGUGACCAAGACAUAAUCUCUCCUUACAAUAUCAACACAAUAUCAACCAGAUAAGGGAUGAGGAUAAAGAAAAAAUAUCAAUUUGGGGAUAAUUAGGUGAUCCAAAGCUAAAUUCUCUGAACUAACAUUAUAAUUGUAUGGUUGACAGUAAGGAGAAUUAUGAAUUUGAUCUGGGAGUUAAAGGGUUGAGGAAAAAAAAACUGCCUUUAUGUGAUACUUAGACACAACUGAAUGGUCACCUAAACUAAAAAUUUAUGAUAUCAGACUAGUUGAAUAUGAUGAAGGUAACCAUAUUUGCAAACUAUUUUAUUUCUUCCAAGAUGCAUUGCAGAGAAGGUUGCACGUGGGCAAACAUGGAAAGCAACAUGUUCUGUGGGUACACGUCCUGAUCUCAGCAUCAUUGAACUGGAAUUAGCCUCCCUCUUUGGCACAGGAAUUGCCAUGAGUAGUUGGACUUGGACAUCGAAUACAUUACAGACCUGGCAGAAAUUGUGGCGCAGGUAAUAUAGAGUGUUUGCUGCACAUCAGGGAUGGGAGAAUUCUCCAAUUAUUGCACUCAAUUCAAAUCUCGCACUGAAUUAUAAUGAAUUGAGUAGCCAGUAUAUAGCUGUGGUUUUUUUGUGCUUUUUCUGAUUACACUUACAUGUUCAUUUGGUAACAGUUAAAUUGCACCAACAACUGAUUUGUUUUACCCAACUCUUUCAGAAUAACACGGAAAAAUAGGCAUCCAGAAUUAAGUCACUACAAAAUAAUUAGAAGGAUGAAAAAGAACAGAGUAGCGUAAGUACAGACUAAAUUGUUAGUAUUUCUUGUUCCAGAUUGAAAGACCAAAAUGUGAUAAAAAAAAUUAACCAUUUAUAAGAUUCAUUCACAUGAAGGUAAAUACACUAAAACAUGAAUGUUGGCCAGGACCCCCACCCCCGUAGGAAGGAGAUGCCUAUGGCAUUACAAUCAAAGGCAAAAUCUCACUCUUCGCUUGCAAACUGACUUGAGAGCUCUGUUACAUUUUAUAAAAGGAGUCAUUGAUUGGUACACAGUCCUAAACACAGAACAUUUCUGAAGCUAGUCUGUUUGGCUCAAAUUUGAUUCAAUGUUUUCUUUGUUUUGUUUUUUUCUCUUUAGUCCAGCUGUAUUGUACCCUGCCAUACCAGAGGUACAAAUGGAUGCUAUUAUGAAGAUGAGUGAAGCAAUUCAAGGACAGGGUUCAGCUGUGAAAGCUCCAGCUCCUAAACAAGAUAAUGAAGAGCCACUUAAACUGAAGAGUAUCUCUGAAUUGACUCCUCAAGAAAAUCCUAGUUGAUAACAAAUUUACACUCAACAAUAGAAUACAGCAGACCAAGUUUUGACAUUACUGUGUAAAUAAAUACAGAAAAUAGAUAUAUAUUUACUAUUUAAGUUAUGAAAUCAAACAAUUCAUAACAUAUUUUAUAUUUUUUCAUAUAACAUGCAUGCUGAAUAUCCAAGUAGGUGUACAGGAUAUACUUUAAAAAUGUUCUCUUAAAGCGGCUGAAUUAAUUUAUUACUUUAAUAUGGUUUCAUAACAGACUCUAGAAAAAAAAUGGCAAGUCUGGGGUGAUCACUGUAUUUUGCAAUGAAGUUUUCCCUUGUCAGGGGAUGGCAAUAGUGUAACAGUUAAUAGGCUAUUCUACAGUUGUGUACUUAGUUGCCAAGCCUUUGAUUUGGAGUGUGGCUGAAGGUGACCUUGCUGUGGUAGAGACCAGUAUCUGGAUAGCAUGAUAACAAAGUAAUUUACAUUUGAAAAGCAGCAAGUUUUGUAUCCUAACAACCCCCCCCCC
Messenger RNA from Pocillopora meandrina, 6889 nucleotides. NCBI's taxonomy places the organism in Eukaryota, Metazoa, Cnidaria, Anthozoa, Scleractinia, Pocilloporidae. The record is from the annotation of a GenBank genome assembly.